Molecule: messenger RNA, 2544 nt
Organism: Engraulis encrasicolus (European anchovy)
Lineage: Eukaryota; Metazoa; Chordata; Actinopteri; Clupeiformes; Engraulidae
Gene: prox2
Product: prospero homeobox 2
Exons: 6
Coding region: 1-2487 (828 amino acids)
Biological process (GO): regulation of transcription by RNA polymerase II
Cellular component (GO): nucleus
Molecular function (GO): RNA polymerase II cis-regulatory region sequence-specific DNA binding; DNA-binding transcription factor activity, RNA polymerase II-specific
Source: RefSeq, a predicted model, not a curated record
AUGGUUCACUUGUGCAUCUUUGAGGAGCCUCUGCAGUCGGCUUACUCGUCUAGUCACCACCACCACCACCACCACCACCCCUCCAUCAUCUCCCACCUGCUGCGGAGGACCAUCCACAACAAGAAGGCCAUGAGCGGGAACGGCGGCGGGGGAGGGGGAGGUGGUCACAUGUUCUAUCUCCCAGCAACAGCAGCAUCUCCAACUACACUGUCAAGAACAACAGCAGCAGCAGAAGCAGCAGGACAAGAAGAUGAGCAUUCCAUUGUGGGCGGUUCUUCUUCCAAGAGCAUUCCGGAAAUCUCUGAGUCAGAGUCAGCCUCAGAGGUGAGGAGGCAUCCUCCUCCUCCUCUCAUUGGUCCAAACGAAGAGAUGGGAGGAGAAAGGGAGAGGGAGAGGGAGAGGGAGCGGCCAAUCAGCGAUCACAUCGAGGCGAAGAGAGCGCGCGUGGAGAACAUCAUCCGGGGCAUGGCCGGGUCCGGAUCGCCCAACUCCCGUCUCCAGGGCAACAGGGAGGACGUCGCCGACGGCGGUAACAGCGACCCUGAGAUGAUGACGGAGCAGCACGAGAGGAAAGCGGAGGACGCCGCCCCCUUCCUCAGAGCCGAGAAGAAGCGCAAACAGAAGCUCCCGCAGCACCAGGGGAGCACCAGCAGCAGUACAGGUAGCCCUGGCAACGGGAUGCUGACCAGCACGCCUAGCAACAGAGACAGAGACAGAGGUGGCCUCAGCGUCAGCAUCAGCACCAGUAAGGCCCAGGAGUGCCAGAAGCUGCGGGCACAGCUGCAGAACAUGCAGAGGCUCCUGCAGCAGCUCGAGGAGAAGUUCUUCCAGGUGUACGACCGCAAGGACGCGGAGAAGGGCAGAAGAAUGGAGGAAGAAGAGGAGAAGGGCAGAAGAAUGGAGGAAGACGAGAAGGAACAAGAUGAUGAUGAGGAUGAGGAGAACUCUGGAGGACAUACUAAACGGCACGAUAGCUUUAUACAACAAGCAGGGCAAAGCGGCAGUGAGGCGAGUUUUCACUCUGAGAUGGAAGAUGAUGGUGGUGACGACGGAGAGGAGCAAGAGAGGCCUGAUUGGCUGAUAGGCAGCGGCCAGAGAGACAGGGCCACACCCACAGCAGCAGAGGUCAGCUAUGUGGUCAGCAAGGGGGAGGAGAGGAAGCUGCAGGAGACUCUCAAGUACGAGCUCUCCAAAGCGGUGAACGAAAGCAUCGAUUCCGUGUUCCAAAAAAUCUCGUCCACCCUCCUCCUGAACAACAACAAGCCCCCUCAUCUCAUCUCCUCAUCGCACCACCGCCCCGACCCUGCAGAUACCACAGAAAGGUCCGCAGCGAAAAAAAGGAUUCACAACAACAUGCCGUACGCCCAACCAGAGCUCUCCGCCGACAACACAGCAGCAGACGCCGCCGCCUGUGUCAUCAGACCGCUGCGGCCUCCGCAGUACUGCCAGAGCCCGACGACACCCACCCAACAACAACCGCCAACAAGCCCCGACCACCAAACCGAAGCGCUGUCCCUCGUCAUCCACAAAUCCCCCAGCAGCAGCACCAGUCAGUCGAACCCGAGUCGGCCUGAGCACCCGACAGCCCCGAACCCGACCCGGCCCUCCUACGCCCUCCACCACCACCACCAGCACCAGCAGCAGCCUGCAGCCGCAUUCCCGUACAGCUACGCCACCGCCGCGGCGGCCGCCGCUCCCCUCCACGACACCCAGAUCCUGGAGCACCUGCUGAAGUACGGCCCCCACGGCGGCUUCGGCAGGCUGGCCGGCAUGCACUCGUCCCUGGGCAGGACGUCGCCGGACUCCCCCUCUAUGGGGGACUUGGGGGCCUGGGAGAGCCUCUCCAUGAGGGCGGCCAAGGGGAUGGGCAUGGGGAUGGGGAUGGGGAUGGGAGUGGGAGUGGUGGCGGGUGGUCAUCUUGGGCAGCAGCAGCAGCACGAUAGUGAGGACACGACAGAGGUCACUUACGAGAAACACAAUGGAACUAAAGGGCGGAUACCCCUUAACACUGAACACAUCCAGGAGGGUCUGACACCCAACCACCUGAAGAAAGCCAAGCUGAUGUUCUUCUACACGCGCUACCCCAGCUCCAACGUGCUCAAGGCCUACUUCCCUGACGUAAAGUUCAACAGGUGCAUCACGUCGCAGCUGAUUAAGUGGUUCAGUAACUUCCGUGAGUUCUACUAUAUCCAGAUGGAGAAGUAUGCCCGCCAGGCGAUCGUGGACGGAGUUAACGACGUCAAGGGCCUCACAGUGGCACGCGACUGCGAACUCUUCAGAGCCCUCAACGUGCACUACAACAAGGCCAACGACUUUCAGGUGCCUGAGCGUUUUCUGGAGGUGGCGGAGAUCACUCUUCAGGAAUUCUUCACGGCCAUCUUCCUGGCCAAGGACUCCGACCCUUCUUGGAAGAAGGCCAUCUACAAGGUCAUCUGCAAACUAGACAGCGAGGUGCCAGAGGAAUUUAAAACCUCAAACUACCUAUAAAGUCAUCUGCAAACUAGGCAGCAAGGUGCCAGAGGAAUUUAAAACCUCAAACUACCU